AUGCUCCCACCUCUUCCCCGCGCUUUGACAGAACCGAAGGCCUUCGGUUUUCUCGCGCUGCUCGCUGCUUCUGUUGUGUUGUUCCUCAGACUCCUAUCGCUCUCGUUUGUCCUCCUGGCUGUUCUUUGCACGCCUCUCAUCUUUCUAUGGUUUCUAUACGCUCAAGCACAAUUCUUCCUAAAAAUUGAUGCUGUGGCGACCCGCUUGAGCGUCAGCGGAGGGCUUAAAGGGGCGGCUAAAUCCUUUCAUUUCACGACUCCGGCUGCUUGGCAGGCAGUGUUGACGCGUUCUCAAUGGUCCUUUAGCAGUCCUCAUGACCUCCCUCCCGUUAUCCCUAAUUAUCCCCAGUUCUCACAAGCGGUUAACGAGAUUAUGGUCUUAAUUGUUCGCGACUUUGUUCUCACUUGGUAUACGUCAGUUUCGCCAUCGCCAUCCUUUCCAUCAGCUGUCUCCGAUACUAUGAGAGCGUCAGUCCAGAACUUGGCGCAGAGGGCAGAAGCGAUAGACCUUCCCUCCCUUUUUGUUCGACAAAUACUUCCAAAAAUUAACGUACAUGUGGAUCGUUUUCGAGACUCCGAGCACACCCUUCGAGGCGCCGGAUUAGAAAGGCAUCUCACACAAUCCGACGAACUUGACAUUUUGCUUGCCAGUCGCUAUGCAAGUGGGGGCACUCGUUUACACUUGGCAGUCAACAAUCUCUCGUCCACAAUGACGAAGCAUUCCGAAGUUGCCUAUAUCCGUUCGUUGGUAGAUCGAGCGUUGCCCCUUCUACUUCCAAAAAAGGAGUCCAUGAGUCGGACAGUUAUCAUCGCUAUUAGGGAGAUACUUUGCUGUACUGUAUUCGCCCCCAUCAUGGACACGUUGGGCGAUCCAGACUUUUGGAAUUGUACAAUUGAUCAACUGGCAGGGGCGGCUAUCCGGCAACAGAAACUUGUCUCUCGUGGCAUCGAGCGCUGCGAUUCCUUACUAGACGCGCGAAGAAUAAAGAACGACGUGGACGCCGAAAUACGAAAAGUACAAACAUUACUUGGUAUGCUCCCCUCGCAUGACGAGUCGACCAAAAACAUCCCGACGGAACGCCCUGCUGCUUAUCUGCAACGCCUUUGUACGGCGAAAGCAAAGGUUGAGCACCGCAUCACAGUUCUCGGCGGAGCCAAUGAGACGUCGCCAGCGGUGCUGCAUCCGGGAAAGGUACCGGCUGGUCUUAAGCUUCGGGAUGUGUUAUCGAGCCCUGCGACACUUUCCUACUUUAUGGAGUUUAUGGAUCGUCGCCAACGGGCCCUUCUCGUUCAGUUUUGGCUCACGAUCGAAACGUUCAAGGAUCCAUUGGGUGUUGUUGUAGAGUCGGAUUUCCCAUUGAGCCGUUCAGAUGAGACUGCGGAGCCACUCCCUCUGAAUUCUAUCGUAGACGAUGUGCGAAUGGUACACGAUCUCUAUUUUUCAGACCGAAGCAAGAAAAAUGCACUGUUGGAUGCCAUCUCACCCCACCACGUCAAUGUGAUUCAAGCCUUUGUCGCCAACCCACUCGUCACUGAACGCGAAGCCUUCCCUACCCGCGCGAGAAAGGUACGAAAUGCGGUACUGCUUACCCAAAAGCAAACCGAGGAUGACAUGGCGGAUGACUUCGAGGAAUUUAAACAAAGCGACCUGUGGUUUCGGGUUGUAAAUGAGCUCGCCCGUCUGGAGGACAACUCUGGCCUGGAGCCUGUGUCUAAUGAUGCCGCUGUCCGGAUUACAAGCCCAAGCCCUAUCAGAACAAGCCGGGCUCCAUUUAGGAUCCCGGAUUCCGUGCGAUCUCGUGUAUUCCCGACAUUCAUUCUUCCACCAACUGUUAGUGGGCCAGGAAUGCAUAGAAGCGAUGUAACUCUUCGCUCCAGUCCCCGACCGCGGGUCAGAUCAUUUCAGUCAGAAAGAGUGCCGGAAAGGUCCCCCACAGACUCCCCUCUCUCAGGAUCUGUCGAAUCCCUGCCGUCUCCGGAAUCUAGGCGCUUCAACGCCGCUUUGGAAUUUUUGGUGGCUGAUCCCGGUGUAAGCACCCGUGCACCGCUUUUCGAUGACCCAGACUUGCUAAGGGAGGAGCAAGCUCACGCUGAGCGUAUGGAGGCCCUUCAGACCGCCUUGACAGAUCUCAUAGCCGACGACAAUCGACAGAGACCCUCUAAUUCGGAGACUGAUGAAGUUUUGCGUUUAAGCCCGGCAAGCGAGCACCAAGUCGGACUAGGUCGACCUUCAGGGUCAGUGCCCGCGAACAUGGGUCGAGACGGCAGCGUGGCAGAUACGAGGCUGAUGGACAAAGAUCUGGACCUCCCUGACCGAGACUUCCUGAUAAGGGAUCCUGGCGAUCAAGAAGAUGAGGAUGAUGGAGACGUUCAGAGCGGCGUACACGUAGCGUCGCCGGGGGAUCUUUUGCUGUCCUAUGAUAUAUCACGACUGGCCGACAAGAUACAGAAACUUAAGUCUCAAGAAGUGAUGCUAGAAGCACUGAGCCGGAAGGCGGACCUAACGGGUGAUGUUGCAGAACUUAAGUUAUUAAGUCGCUCAAAAGCAUCACUGGCCAAAGAGAUCAGGGAAUUGUCAUUCCAGAAGACACAGUACGAAAUUCAGGAGAAGGAAAACCGCCUUCAUCCAGAUCGUACUCGGGUCGUCAUUUCGUCCUCUGUGGCCACUGAGAUGGGAGGGAAGCAGGUCAUUAAGUACCUCGUCGAGGUUCAGCAGUCGAACCCUGAGGGAAAGCCAAUUUCUGGUUGGGUGGUUUCUCGGAGGUACAACGAAUUCCUUGCUAUGCAUCAGAAGCUUAAGGAGCAAUAUGCUUCUGUACGCAACUUGGAUUUUCCUGGGAAGCGAAUUGUCGCGACGCUUUCGAGCUCGUUCCUGGAUGGUAGACGUAUCGCCUUAGAAAAAUAUCUUCAGGAUUUGAUUCUCAACCCCGUCGUUUGCGAAAGCGAUGAGCUUCGGGUAUUUUUAUCACGCGAGUCAACCUUCACCGAAGCCGGAAACCAAAUAGUCCCCAAAUCUUCCUCUUUUCCAGGACAAGACAUUGUGCGGAAUGUGUAUCGAUCUGUGGCAGGGAGUAUCGACGACAUGUUCUUUGGGCCAUCCAUGAUGGACAUUAUGAUUCAGCGAUUGAGUCGUCAGGCGGCAGAAGUGGCAGGCAUAAUUGGUUCAGCUGCGAACGAUGAGGACCUUAUCGCCAAUGCUGUCAAGUCUCCCGAUGAAGCUCUCCUACAGCUUCCUGGCGACCUGAAGGUCCUUGAUGGGGAAGCUAGUGUCACAUCUUUCACCGCCCCCAUCUGCGAUUUGGUUCUAUCAGUGUUUGAGCUAGACACAAAGAAGAAUUGGCUGAGGCGUCAGGCAAUUGUGGUCAUACUGCAACAAGUCCUUGGAGGCACCAUCGAACGCAAACUUAGAGACAAUCUGGCGACAUGUCUCGAUGACUCACAUCUCUGGUCUUAUGUGAAGCUCCUUAGGGACACAUUAUGGCCAGGCGAUCAAUGGCGAUCACCACCACCUCUGCGAACUCAAGAGGAUAAGGCCAAAACUCGCGAUGAUGCACAACAGAAACUAUCUACUCUGAUGCCAGCACUUGCUUCCAACAUGAUUGGCCGUUCAAAUGCUCGGCGAGGAGCAAGAAGGAUGUUUGCAGUACUGCAGAACCGUCGGCUGAACCAGCACAUUGCGUAUACCAUACUUGAUGAAGUAUUCGAGGCAUUAUUUCCUGAACUGGAUAGUCGGGCAGAUGAGUGA
Messenger RNA from Cantharellus anzutake, 3744 nucleotides. Its product is annotated as PXA domain-containing protein. The transcript has 10 exons. Bases 1 to 3744 code for a protein of 1247 amino acids. The record is from RefSeq and is a predicted model, not a curated record. NCBI's taxonomy places the organism in Eukaryota, Fungi, Basidiomycota, Agaricomycetes, Cantharellales, Hydnaceae. Gene Ontology annotation, molecular function: phosphatidylinositol binding. Gene Ontology annotation, cellular component: intracellular membrane-bounded organelle.